Messenger RNA from Scaptodrosophila lebanonensis, 2800 nucleotides. Its product is annotated as spermosin-like. Gene Ontology annotation, biological process: proteolysis. Bases 708 to 2645 code for a protein of 645 amino acids. Gene Ontology annotation, molecular function: serine-type endopeptidase activity. Lineage: Eukaryota; Metazoa; Arthropoda; Insecta; Diptera; Drosophilidae. The transcript is spliced from 4 exons. The record is from RefSeq and is a predicted model, not a curated record.
AGCUAGCUGAAGAUUUGGGCCGAAACAGUGGCACAAAGAAAACAUUUUCAAAGAAGAUCAUUACUGGUUGGGCGUAAAACCAGAAAUUGAUUAUCAAAUCUAAAAGGCAACUCCAAUAUCAAAACUUCUGUGAUUCAAAUAUCCCUAAACAAAAACGAAUGGUCCACAUUAUUUUUUUGUUCUAUUCCAAACAAUGGCUUAAUAAUUUCAAAGUGGAAGUGGAUUACGAACUGGAAUCUUUUUAAAGAGUUCAUCGACUAAGGCAAGACAAUAAGAAGGUAAAUUAAAUCAACUGGGUUAAUUGACUGCUUAACUAAAACAAAAAGGAACGGAUAAGUUAUCCCCGCUUAGCUGUGUAAAUACCGUUAUUUUAAGGACUGACUAAAAGAUGUGCAUUUAGUCUAUAAGCUGUGUAUACUUUCCUCAUCGAAAAUAGAUUUUCAACAUAGGCAUGUUCAAAGUAUUAUGCGUUCACUGUACUUAACGUUGAAAACAGCGAGAGAGGUUUGUCUGAUUCUCUCCGAUUAAGCAUUUGGAAUUUCCCUAAUAUAUAUACUACGUUGAAGAAGAGCAUUAAUAAACGAUGACGAGCUCCCAACUGCUCCCAAGCCUGCACUGAACAAUGAUCAAAAAACGCGAGACGGUCAGUUCUUGUUCGGCUACGUAACGUGUUGGACCCGGAGCGCAGGUUCUUACAAAGUCAACCGAUGUCUGUCUCUAUAUUGACUAAUCGUGUAUUGAUGGUAAUACUAUCGCUUACACUGGCGUUGUUUUGCAUGUCUGUCGAACUGGCGGCACAGGUUCUUCCACCUAACAACUGUGGCAAUGUUUUUCGAUACGAGCGUUGGGGAUUCGGCUGGAUUGGUAUUGUUGUGCCGGAAUAUAAUGGCUUAACGAGAAUGGACUGGACAUUGAAGUUUGCAGCGCAUGGCUCUGGCUCCUCUGGGCAAGUCAGCCAAUUGGCUCUCUAUCCGGACAAAACGACGGCCUAUCAACAUAUGUUUCAGGGUGGACGCGCCGAGUGCUAUGUAACUUUUCAAAACUACGGCAGUGAACUGCCCAAAAUAAUAUAUGCAGAUUUAAAUGGUCAAGUGCUCUGUACGGCAAAUGGAUACGGUGCACCAUCAUCAACAAUGACGCGAUCCUUAAAGGUAUCUGUAUCCACCAAUCAAGUAGCUGGCCCACCGUUGCCAACGGCUCCGCCAACGUAUAAAGUUCGAAUCACUCAGGCGCCCGUAACUGUGCGACCCCCUUCAGUACAAUCAGUACCAAUUGCCAAUAAGUGGAAGGACAACAUUUUCCUAAACAACGCUGUCAGCAGUGCUGCGAGUAGUGGCAGUAGUAGUAGUGGUGGCUUUGGUGGCAGCACUAGUAGUGGUUUCGUUAGCAGCAGUGGUACCACUAGCGGUGGCACCACCAACAUAUUUCAUACCAGUGGUCUCUUUGACGGUGGCAGUUUCUUCAGCAGCAGCUGGCCGACCACCACCUUUGUAAGCAAUGGUAACUGGCCCAGCACCACCUUCGUAAGCAGUGGUAACUGGCCCAGCACCACCUUCGGAAGCAGUGGCAGCAGGCCAUCCAGUAACUCAGGCGGCACCGCCAGCAGGCCAUCCAGUAACUCGGGGGGAAACGGUAGCAGCCCAUCCAGCAAUUUGGGAAGCAGCGGCAGCAGGCCAUCCAGUAACUCUGGCGGCACCGCCAGCAGGCCAUCCAGUAACUCGGGGGGCCCCCGCACUCCUGUUGUCAGCAGCAAUGGUAGCAGUGGAAAUACCGAUAUAACUGUGGCAAGCAGUGGUGGUAGUGGCGGUGCUAAGCCCAUCAUUACUGUAAAUACGGGAACCAGGGAUGAAAAUCCAGCAACAGACAAAUGUGGAAUGGAGGGACUAGUUGGUCUGCUAAUUGGUGGUGAGACCCUACCUCAUGGUCGAUUUCCUUGGAUGGCAGCCCUUUACCAUGAUGAUGAUCCCGAUCCGAAAAAGCUCAGCCUGACCUACAAAUGUGUGGCUACACUUAUCUCUAGUCGAACGGUUGUUACAGCGGCGCAUUGCAUUUGGGAAAAGCAACCGGAAGAAAUGCGCGUCUAUGUGGGUCGACAUGAUUUAGAUACGCAUCCAGAGACCGGUGCAACGCUAAUGGAAAUUCAGAGUGCAUUUACACAUCCAGACUUUGUUGGAAAUCUAGUACCAGACUCAGACAUAGGGUUGCUCAUCUUCACCACACACGUCCAGGAAAGCAAUUAUGUUCGAGCCAUAUGUAUGUGGACAUCGAGCACCCUUCUUAGCAAUGGUGGCGUUGAGGAUGCGACGAUUGGUGGCUGGGGAAAUGAUGAAAAUGGCAAACCGACACGAUUCCCUAAAGCGGCUGUUGUUCAAACCGUAUCGCGUGAGACUUGUCUGCGUGAAAUGGUUUCGGCCAAGGACUUCCUGACGCCACGCACUCUCUGUGCCGGCAACAAAAAGGCGCAUGGCCCCUGUCUAGGCGAUUCGGGAGCAGGUCUAAUGAUUCAGCGAAAUGGUCGAUGGAUGUUGCGAGCCAUCGUCUCGUUGGCUCAACGCUCCGGCGACACCUGUGAUUUGACGAAGUAUGUCAUCUACAGUGACGUGGCCGCGCAUCUUCGCUGGAUUGAGAGUAAAAUUGUUAGAUGAGAUCUGAAGACUAGUGCCAUUAAGCUAUCGUUUAAGUAACUUCUAAAACAAUAAGCCAAAUCAUCUGAGCAAAUUGGUUUAUUUAAAUGCUCAUAUUGUAUGCAUGGACUGUUGGACCUCGAAAAUAUAUUUAAUGCUAUUUAAGCUGCCUGUAA